UGAGUCACGUCCGAUCCUCAACCCGACCAACGACCGAAACGCGCCAAAACGUACGUCCCGUCGCCGUAAUUACGGAUGAUCGCCGUUGAUGCUCUCGCGUCGUGCUCGUCUCUGCACACGAAACGCUAGAAAAUAUCGAGAAUCGAAAUAUCAACGUACCACCGUCCGUAAAUCGUGUUUACGUAGGUCCUGACGCGUCUAGAAAAGAGACUCGGUCCAUCGAAUGUUGUACCGACGUAACAGUGACCGAAUCUCGAUCGAUCUCCGGGUAAUGGUCCUAGUUUGAUCGAGCAGUGUUCCGUACCGCGUAUCUCGAUCGUGCAUCCGCGUGUUCCCUGUCGAAAGGCGCCAUGAAGGCGUUGUUCCGUUUGGCAGCGAUCCUCGCCGCGCUCGCGGUCGUCGUCCUCGCCGAGCCGAGCGAUUCCGCGCGAUCCAAGCUGAGGAUCCUCAAGUGCUGUCGUUACAAAGAGGAACUGGUGAAAGUGUUCGACGGCGAUCUGGACACGGCGACCCGUUGCGAAGCCACCACAAACGACUGGAAACCCUUCAUCUUCUCGCCGUCCAGGCAGAUCAACCUGCACGAUCCGCCGCCGGAAUGGGACAUCGUCCAGGGUAGGAAGCCAGAGUGCGGCGAGAACUCGGUGCUGACGUUCGUGCCCUACAGAAGCUCGAAUCCGUUCGUGCUUCUCGAGGACGGCCAAGCGAUCCUCGAUGUACACGACGACAAUAAAUUCGAGCCGGACCAAUACUGCGCGGACUCCAAGGCUCUGUUGGUAUGCGUGCAGAAAAAAAUGGAGGGAAAUCACGCGGCAGCUACCAUGAGACCGCGUGUUCGACGCUGCUGCGACGAGGACGCAGCUUUCCACGAAGAAAUACACACCUGCGCCGAGCUGAAGGAGCCCGCAGAUGCUGCUCCAUUGUUACCGAACGCAUCCUCGGCGGUCGAGAUCGUGUCGGGGUUCCCAACGUGUCCGCGUUCGGACAACUUCACGAUUUUGGGGGAUGCGAAGGAUGCCAUGUUGCUGCCAGACGGAGCCCUGGAAAUAGAUGGGAUCACCUUACCUACCGGCCAGUUUUGCGUCGAGAGGAUCAAGGAAUUGAACCUGGUGGUGAAGGUGUUCGCUUGCUCCGAACACGCGUCCCAAAGACCGAGGAUGAAGGCAGCGGACAUCAGAUUCACCUUGUACCCCGUGGGCUUCAUCAUCAGCUCGGUGUUCCUGAUGGCGACGUUGGUCGCUGGUUGGCUGCUGCCAGCCUCUCAUCAUGUUCUGCAUUGGCGCUGUCAGACUCAUCAUGUCGCAUGCCUGAUGCUCGGUGAACUCCUCAUGGCCAUCAUUCAGCUCACCGGACAUUCCCUGCGUGGCGUAAGCUGCAAGGCGCUCGCAAUCAUGGCGCACUUCUCCUUCCUGGCCGCGUUCUUCUGGCUGAACACGAUGUGCUUCAACAUCUGGUGGACGUUCAGGGACCUGAGACCAGCCAGCUUGGAGAAAGGCCAAGAGACCCGCAGACUGAGAGUGUACUCGUGCUACGCUUGGGGUGGGCCGCUCUUAGUCGCCGGCCUGGCCGCCCUUCUGGAUCAUCUUCCGCCCCAGCCUCAGUACACGUUUCUCCGGCCCCGUUUCGGCGAGAAACAGUGUUGGUUCUACGGCGACAUGGAGAUCCUGGCGUACUUUUUCGGGCCCAUCGGCGUCCUGCUCGCGGUGAACCUGCUGUUCUUCGCGGCGACCGCUCGCGAGCUGACGUGCGGCCUCUGGAAGGGCGAGUUCGUGAAGAGCACCACGGAAAGAGCCGCUCUAGGUCGAGUCUGCAUGAAGCUGGUGGUCGUGAUGGGCGUCACCUGGGUGGCCGACGUGGUCUCGUGGGCAGUCGGCGGCCCCCAAUACAUCUGGUACUUCACGGACAUGAUAAACGCCUUCCAGGGCGUGCUGAUCUUCGCGGUGGCUGGCUGCCAGCCGCAGGUACGCGCUGCGCUGAAGAGGAUCUGCAACAGGAACCCGAGGACCAACGCCGGAAGGCAGGGGAACGGGCUGAGCACCACCAGCCACGGGAUGCCCAGCAUGGGCGACAGCGUCACUCAGAACCCGAGCACGAAGACCGCCCCGUUGGAGACCAUCUGCUAA
Messenger RNA from Colletes gigas, 2120 nucleotides. RefSeq names its product probable G-protein coupled receptor Mth-like 1 (gene mthl1). Gene Ontology annotation, cellular component: membrane. Bases 351 to 2120 code for a protein of 589 amino acids. Gene Ontology annotation, biological process: G protein-coupled receptor signaling pathway; cell surface receptor signaling pathway. The record is from RefSeq and is a predicted model, not a curated record. The transcript has 7 exons. NCBI's taxonomy places the organism in Eukaryota, Metazoa, Arthropoda, Insecta, Hymenoptera, Colletidae. Gene Ontology annotation, molecular function: G protein-coupled receptor activity.